GCCUUUCGGCUGAGCGGGCGGCGGGCAGCCUGCGCGCGGCUGCUCGUUAGCUCUGCGGUCUGUUGAGAGGGGCUUCCCGGGGGCCGCGUCCGGCCAGGAGGGAGGGAAGAUGGCGUCAGUGGCGGCGGGCGGCCUGGUGGGCCAGGGGCGCGACAUCAGCCUGGCGGCCCUGCAGCGCCACGACCCCUAUAUCAACCGCAUCGUGGACGUGGCCAGCCAGGUGGCUCUGUACACCUUCGGCCAUCGGGCCAACGAGUGGGAAAAGACUGAUGUGGAAGGAACCUUAUUUGUUUACACAAGGUCUGCCUCUCCACAGCAUGGGUUCACCAUUAUGAAUAGGCUGAGCAUGGAAAACAGGACAGAACCCAUUACUAAAGACCUGGAUUUCCAGCUCCAGGACCCUUUCCUUCUCUACAGAAAUGCCAGAUUUUCCAUUCAUGGAAUAUGGUUUUAUGAUAAGGAAGAAUGCCAAAGAAUUGCAGAGCUUAUGAAAAACCUCAUUCACUAUGAACAGCUGAGAGCACACCAGGGAGCUGGACCAGGAAUCUCCCCAGUGAUCGUCAAUUCAGGAGACAGCAGAGAAGUGGACAUCCUACGAAUGCUUACCAAAGCCAAAGAUGAAUAUACAAAGUGUAAAGCCUGUUCUGAGCCAAAACAGAUAGCCAGCUCAUCUGCCAUCUAUGACAACCCCAACCUCAUCAAACCGAUUCCUGUGAAGCCUGGUGGGAGCCAGCAGCAGUGUUUACCCCGGCCCAGCCAGGCUUUAGACCCUGAACCCCACCACUUGUCCUUGAUGGCUCUCUUUGGGAAGGAGCACAGAGCUACUUGUCAGGAAGCCAUGGGGCCUCCACAGGCCCUCCACCAGCAGCAGGAAGAGAAGCUUCCACUGAGGCAGGGGGUUGCACGCUCCCUGUCCUAUGAGGAGCCCCGAAGACAGUCUUCCCCCACCGAGAGGCAGCUCUGCCCAGCCAUUCAGAAACUCAUGGUCGGGAGCGCAGACCUCCGCCCGUUGUCAGAGCUGCCUGAAAGCCGGCCCUGCAACAGCGGCCGCCAUUCUGCUGGGGAAGUUUCUGCAGGGCCUGGGCAGCCAGCACCUCCCCAUAACACUUCCAGAACUCAGAACCUGUUAGCGAAGCUUCAGAGCACCCCAGGGACAGCAAACAAGUACAACCUGAGUUCAGCAGCGGCUGCCUGCUCCCCUGCCCCAAACCUGGGCCCUGCAGCUCCAGGGGAGGGGGUGGCUCAGGCACAGCUGGUGCGUUUCAACAGCUCCCUCCCACCUCAGUCCCUGGGAUGCCAGGCUCAUGGAAAAGAGCAGCCCACACUCCCCAGACAGACUUUCCCCCUGUGGGGCAAUCAGACAAGCAGUUCUGGAGUCAUCUCCCCGCAGGAGCUGCUGAAAAAGCUUCAGCUUGUGGAGCAGGAGCAGCAGCCGCCUGCAUCCAAUCGACCAGCCUUGGCCGCCAAGUUUCCCAUGCGAACUCAGAGCUCUAGAACAGGGAACCACUUGGAAUCCUGGAUCGACAAGACAUCCAGCACAGAAAAGCAUUCUCCCCUUCUUCGGAUUUGCCCGGAGCAGGUCAUCUCACCUCAGCACAUUCCUGCUCCCAUGGCUCCUGCUCUGCUCAUGACCCCCAUGGUGUUCACCCAACCCACCUGUGCCCCACCAAAGGAGAAGGGGAGUGGACUCCUGCCCCUGGAGAGCCGGGAACCAGCUGCCGCUUGCACCGGCCUCCUGCCUCUGCAGAAGCCGGAGCCUGCCGUGAUCGCCAACAGCCCGCUCAGCAAGCCACAGCUGCAGGAGGCGCUGCUGUACCUGCUUCAGCCCUUGGCCAGGCAGCAGAGCCCAGAGACAACCAGUCUGACUGCUGCCCACUUGCCAGCACCAAAAUCUUGCCAUAGCUAAUGGGAGAAAUAUGCUGGCUUUGAUGAGAUACCAAUGAAGUAUAUUGCAAGUAAAAUCUUAACUAAUGUCAAAAACAAGGUCUACAUCUUGUGGGAGGUCUGGAGGACUUUUAAGAACCACCACCAAUUCCUAACCAAACCUUGACAAGCGCUGACCUGGAUCAUUUCCUCCCAGUCCAGCGUUCAGCUGGAACCAAUGUCUUUUCAUGCAACAGACCCAGGCUUUCGUGAGUAAACCUUGUCCCUAGUGGCUCGUGGCCCGUCUGUGCUGUAUGCAGUGAACACUUGGUGUUUCCCAUUCUGACCACUGGAAACCAGUGGCUGACUGUCAGCCUUCCCCCAGCCCCGCCUGAUACUCACAUAUGCAGUUAAACAUGCAGCCGUGAGAGCAGAUGGUAGGGACAGCGUCUCUGUGGAGAUGCCAGUUCAGCUCCAAGACAGGGAAAGGCUUUGUUUCUGCCAACAAAAUCACAUUCCCUUGGGUCUCUUGAUUUUAUU
This is a messenger RNA of Manis pentadactyla (Chinese pangolin), 2403 nucleotides long. RefSeq names its product decapping mRNA 1B (gene DCP1B). Gene Ontology annotation, biological process: deadenylation-independent decapping of nuclear-transcribed mRNA; deadenylation-dependent decapping of nuclear-transcribed mRNA; positive regulation of catalytic activity. Gene Ontology annotation, cellular component: P-body. Gene Ontology annotation, molecular function: enzyme activator activity; mRNA binding. The transcript has 9 exons. The record is from RefSeq and is a predicted model, not a curated record. The coding region runs from base 110 to 1906 and encodes 598 amino acids. NCBI's taxonomy places the organism in Eukaryota, Metazoa, Chordata, Mammalia, Pholidota, Manidae.